Phacochoerus africanus (Common warthog) is the source of this 1564-nucleotide messenger RNA. It is a transcript of the gene PRR11, whose product is annotated as proline rich 11. The transcript is spliced from 10 exons. NCBI's taxonomy places the organism in Eukaryota, Metazoa, Chordata, Mammalia, Artiodactyla, Suidae. Bases 265 to 1335 code for a protein of 356 amino acids. Gene Ontology annotation, cellular component: nucleus; cytoplasm. The record is from RefSeq and is a predicted model, not a curated record.
UCGGCUGCUUCCCCUCCACUUCGCUCCCGCCUUCCCCCUAUUCAUACUAGAAGCGCCUCAGCUCUGAUUGGCCAGAACGUGGUGCAACCUCAGCCAAUCAGAAGCCAGGCUGCGCUCCUGCACUACGCAGAGAGCAAAUGGUGAAGAGACAAAGGCUACGAUUGGUCCCUCCACGAUAAGGUCUUAAUUUUGAAUUUUUCUUUAUGGCGAGGGAGCGGCUACUCCCGGGACGUCAUCGAACCCCUGGCCUCUUAGACUAAAAUCAUGCCCAAGUUCAAGCAACGAAGAAGAAAGCUAAAAGCCAAAGCAAAAAGAUUAUUCAAAAGAAAAGAAGCCUCUUGGGUUCAGUCUAAGCUAAUUACACCUCCCCCUCCACCACCCUCACCAGAAAGAGUGGUUAUUCCUUCAACAGAUACACCUGCUAGCAGAAACUGGCUAAGACUGUCCUGGAACUUCAGAUUUCCCAAUAUCAAAGAUGUGAUAAAUCUUUGGACAAAUAGAGUAUGGUCUAUAUACAACUGGUGCCAGAACUGCAUGACCCAGAGUUUAGAAGUAUUGAAAAAUACCAUUUUUCCUUCCCGUUCCUACCACCGAGAACUUCAUGGUCUAAAACAACGGUUUUGCACUUUGGAAAGUGAAUUCUGCAAGCUCCAGGAAGCCCUCAAGGCCAUCUCAGAAAAUUCUUCCUCUCCAAACUGUGGUCAAAUGUGUCCCAUGCACGGUAAACUUAAAAAUGUGCCUGCCUGUGCUCUAACCACCCCUGGAGACUCCGGAGCUGAAUUUCCUCCCUCACUGCCACAGCCAGCCAGCCAUCUGCCUCCUCCUCCACCACCUCCACCGCCGCCACCUCCUCUGCCACCACCUCCUGCACUGAGAGCACCAUUGCCGCUCAGAAAAUCUGAUCUCACUAAAGCACUUCAGGCUAGGGCGUUAAGAAAAGAUGGACCCAUGCAGAUAACAGUUAAAGAUCUACUGACUGUGAAAUUAAAGAAGACACAGAGUUUUGAUGAAAAUAGAAAGCUUGUACCAUCACCAAAGGCACGGAACCCGCUAGUUACUGUCUCUGACCUGCAACGAGUUACCCUGAAACCCAAGUCCAAAGUUUUAUCAACUCGAGUUACAAAUGUCUUAAUUACUCCUGGUAAAAGCCAGUUAGAUCUCCGGAAACUACUUAGAAAAGUCGAUGUAGAGAGGAGCCCAGGUGGAACGCCACUUACCAAUAAAGAAAAUAUGGAAACAGGAACUGGGCUGACCCCAGUAAUGACCCGGGCUUUGAAGAGAAAGUUUGAGUGGCCCACCAAGGAUUCUCUGAAGUCCAGGGCAGCUUCAUUGUAAGAUCUGACUUCCUGUCCUCAACAGCCUGUCAAUUCAAUAGCAGUUAUCAUGCACACCUCACUGGAUUUUGCUUUUUCCUGCUAGUACAGGGUUGCCAGAUUUAGCAAAUAUAAAUAUAUGACACCCCAUCAAAUUUGAAUUUCAGAUAAACAACAAAUAGCUUUUAGGUAUAAAUAUGUCCUAUUACACAGUGAAUUUUUUUUUGGGGGGGGGGGCAUUGCCUGUGACA